Messenger RNA from [Candida] anglica, 2844 nucleotides. The record is from the annotation of a GenBank genome assembly. Lineage: Eukaryota; Fungi; Ascomycota; Pichiomycetes; Serinales; Debaryomycetaceae.
CUAAUUGAUUUUAGUUUCGUUAAGAGACAUUCCUUUGAGAACAUGGUUAAUAUCAGCGACUUAUUAGGAGGUCCCAAGGCAACGAAAAAGCAACCCUUGAAACCUCCACAAGCGAAGCAAACUAAACGUACUAGUAGUACAGUUAACGCUGAAGAUAAACCAGAGAUUAAGAAGCCAAAGAAUUCAGAUUCUGAUAAAGUAGCAAGUGAAUACUUCCAACUGAAAUCUGCAAAGCCAACUCGUAGAAGUACGGCCAAGAAGACUACUUAUGUAGUUGAAUCCGAUGAUGGUGAUAGUGAAGAUGAAUUCAAACCUACAGAUGUAAUUGACAUUGAUGAUGAUGUGGAAUUUUCAGACGAUGAAAUGUUGGAUGUGAAGGCAGAAGUAGAAGAUAUGAAAGAUGAUUCAAUUAUUGAAAUUGAAGAACCUUCAAUUGUUGAAAAGAAAAGAGCCACCACUCCAGUACCGAAGCCAAAACCAAGUCCUAAGAAGAAGCCAGCUGCAAAGCCAGUAGUUGCUAGUACCAAUACUAAUUCAGGAAGUUCAGGGUCGAAAUCUGCAGAAGAAGUCUUGGCUACAAUCCCAGAUGCUGAUUUACCAGAUCAAGAUCCAGAAGAGGCUAAGAAGGGAUUCAACUUUUUCAAGAAAGCCGGUGCAGCUAAUGCUGGAGGACAGUCUAGUGAAGCUCCUAGUAUUCCAGAGGCCGCACCAAAUUGUCUUUCUGGUUUAACAAUUGUAUUUACAGGGGUACUUCCUACUUUAGAUCGUGAUGCCUCUGAAAAUAUGGCCAAGAAGUAUGGGGCCAAAGUUACCAAGGCAAUUCUGGGUAAGACUAGCUUGGUAGUCAUAGGCGAUGAAGCAGGGCCAUCCAAGGUUGCCAAGAUCAAAAAAUUGAACAUUAAAGCCAUAAAUGAAGAAGGAUUCAUCCAAUUACUUACAAGCAUGCCAGCUGAAGGUGGAGAUGGUGAAGCAGCAUUGAAGGCAAAGGAAAAGAGAGAAGAAGAAGAAAGAAAGGUUCAAGAAGAAGUUGAAGCUGAAGAAGCAAGAGAAAGAGCCAAAGAAAAGGCCAGACAACAAGAAGAAGCCAGCAGAGCAAGAAGUGCUGCGUCUAGUACAUCUUCGAGUCAAAGAGCUGCAUCUCCAAAACGGGAGAUUCCAGAUAGUGAAAAAUUAUGGACCGUUAAAUAUGCACCAAGAGAAUUAUCACAAUUAUGUGGUAAUAAGGGACAAGUUAACAAAUUAAGAUCCUGGCUUAGUGCUUGGUUUGAACAUUCCAAACAUGAUUUUAAAAAUCCAGGGAGUGAUGGAUCCGGAAUUUUCCGUGCUUGUUUAAUCAGUGGACCUCCAGGAAUUGGUAAAACUUCAGCAGCUCAUUUGGUUGCGAAAAGUUUAGGAUUUGAUGUUCUUGAAAAAAAUGCAUCUGAUGUAAGAUCCAAGUCUCUAUUGAAUGCUAGCAUCAAGUCAGUCUUAAACAAUACUUCAGUUGUUGGAUUCUUUAAACACAGAGGCGACAAGGAGCACAGCGUUAAUGAAAAGAAGUUUUGUUUGAUAAUGGAUGAAGUUGAUGGUAUGUCUAGUGGUGAUCAUGGUGGUGCAGGUGCAUUAUCCGCAUUCUGUAGAAUAACUAAGAUGCCAAUUAUCUUGAUCUGUAAUGAUAAAUCAUUACCUAAGAUGAGAAUAUUUGAUAGAAUUACCCUUGAUUUACCAUUUAGAAGACCAUCAGAAAAUGAAGUUAAGGCGAGAUUAAUGACUAUUGCUCUUCGUGAAAAGGUUAAACUUGAUCCUUCGGUGAUUGGACAAUUGGUUGGAGCAACCAAUAACGAUAUCCGUCAAAUGAUUAAUCUUAUUUCAACAGUUUCUAAAACUCAAAAAGUAAUUGGGCAUGAUCAAACAAAAGAUAUUUCUGAAUCUUGGAAAAAGGAAACUAUUCUUAAACCUUUUGAUAUUGCUGGCAAGUUAUUAAAUGGACAAAUCUAUAGUCCAUUGGCAAAGCAUUCACUUAACGAUAAGAUUAAUUUGUAUUUCAAUGAUAUUGAUUUCACUCCAUUAAUGAUUCAAGAAAACUAUAUAUGUACCAGACCAUCAAAUUGUACAUCAACUUUUGAACAUUUAGAAAGAGUUGCCAAUGCAGCUGAUGAUAUUUCACAAUCAGAUCACAUUAAUUCGUUAAUUAGAUCAAGUGAACAACAAUGGAGUUUAUUACCAUUCCAUGCAGUCAUGUCAUCCAUUAAGCCAUCCCUGGAAAUCGCUGGAUCCGUCACUCAAAGAAUUAAUUUUUCUGCUUGGUUAGGACAAAAUUCCAAAACUAUGAAAUUUGAAAGAUUAUUACAAGAGUUGCAAUAUCAUACCAGAUUAAGAACAUUUACUGAUAAAACCGAACUUCGUUUGGAUUAUAUGCCAUUGCUUAUCAAGACACUUACUGAUCCGAUUGUUAAAGAACAAGAAUUGGGUAUUGAUAAGGUGAUUGAUAUUAUGGACCAUUACUAUCUUACAAAGGAAGAUUGGGAUGCAAUUUGUGAGUUUGGUAUUGGACCAUCCAAGAGUGACACAUAUAUGAAGAAAAUUACUACAAAGACUAAAACUGCAUUUACAAGAAAAUACAAUUCAAGGGCACAUCCAACUGCCAUAUAUAAAACUGGUAACUCUGUUGGAAAUACUAGAACUAAGCAAAAAGUUGAUUUUGAAGAUGUAAUCGAAGAUGACACGAAUGAUAAAGAUGAAGAUGAAGAGGAAAAUGGAAGUGAUGAUAAGAUUGAUGCUAAAAAGGACAAAUUGAUUAAACAAGUAAAGACCAAAAGUAAGGCUGCACCAAAGAAGGCUACAAAGAAAAAGACAACGAAGUAA